Messenger RNA from Biomphalaria glabrata, 3854 nucleotides. RefSeq lists its product as uncharacterized. Gene Ontology annotation, cellular component: nucleus. Gene Ontology annotation, molecular function: DNA-binding transcription factor activity, RNA polymerase II-specific; RNA polymerase II cis-regulatory region sequence-specific DNA binding. The record is from RefSeq and is a predicted model, not a curated record. Gene Ontology annotation, biological process: positive regulation of DNA-templated transcription; regulation of transcription by RNA polymerase II; cell fate specification. The coding region runs from base 315 to 3092 and encodes 925 amino acids. The transcript is spliced from 14 exons. Lineage: Eukaryota; Metazoa; Mollusca; Gastropoda; Planorbidae.
CACCCACGAUAUUAGAGUGUGGAGAAGGUCACAGAUCGAAGUUCUCGUCAUUCCAACAAACGCCCUUAGAUCAUAAGUCUAGUGGUCAUCAAGGGACGUUACCCAAGGCUAAAAAAAAAGUGUGACCUGUCCUUGUGGAGGGCGGAGUGGUCACCACGGAUGUGUGGUCAAACAGCAGGCGAGAGUUGCGUGGAAGUUCAGGAGAACAGUUUCAUUUGGACAAUCCACUGAGUUCUAAAACCAUGUCUGGAUAUUUCAACCAUUUAGGCCACCGAUAAGAGGAGGAACAAGAAGCCAGGUCCAGAAGCUCUCAAAUGGAUUACUUGUGGGAGAGUGAGAAGAAAAUGAAAGAAGAGCCACCAGCUCAGACUACAGAACCACUGACACACCCGACUACGUCAGAAGUUACGUCCGAACAUCUAAAUGAGGUGCCUGCUGCACUUUAUUCACGGAUGCCACUGGGGAAAAAAUUUACAGGAGAAUGUGUACGCAAGAAACACAAAUUCGUCACGGUCUACUUACUGGAUGCUGACCUGUGGAGAAGGUUUAUUGACGUCGGUACGGAGAUGAUCAUUACCAAAAAGGGGAGAAGAGUGUUUCCAGUUCCAUCUUACAUCAUCUGUGACCUUGACUCUCAGAAACUGUACAAUGUCACCUUACAAAUUGAAUCGGUUGAUAAUGCUGUUCACAAAUAUUUCAACAAUGAGUGGGUCACGUGCAAGGAAGGCGCCCAGCUCUACCCAACGCCCAUACCAGGGAGAAACACGUAUUUACACCCCUACUCGCCAAACACUGGGGCGCACUGGAUGCGGGAGCCAAUCACAUUCUCGGGAUUAAAAAUUUCAAACAACCUUGACGCUCUUGGAACUAUUGUCCUUCAGUCCAUGAGGAAGUACCAAAUGAGUCUGAUUAUCUCUGAGCUGAGUGGCUCUAUGGAGGUACACAUUCCUCAACCGGAAACACAGUUUGUGGCGGUAACACAAUAUCAGAACGAGCAAGUGACCCAGAUGAAAAUUGAGCACAACCCUUUCGCUAACGGCUUUCGUUUUGCCUCUAAUAAAAGAGAGAAGAACAAACUACACACUUCAUUUGAAGAUGAUGACAGUCUGUAUGAUGUGUCUCCACAGAGAUCACCUAAGACACAUUCGUCCAGUACCCCUAAAUCUGAAGGCAGUGUGUCUCAGAUACAAGACAAGACAUUUCAGAGCUCAAAACUCAAGAAAUCUUCGUCCAAUCCAUCCCAUUUGUACAACUCUUUAGACAAUUGGUCCAAUCCAUAUGGCGGAAAGACGGGGGGAUUUUUGCCAUACACAGAAAGACUGGACCUGGCUAAAACCUUAUCUUUGUCCAGCUACAUGUUUUCAAACGUUGGUGUCAAUCCACUGGCUCAGGUCAGACAUCUCGGUCAAAGGCAGCUAGGAGUGGACACGGCACCAUUGGCGUUGGUGAAGAAAAGAAAAAUUGCUGAAGAAAACUCCACGACAAAAGCCAACUUCAAAAGGCCAUGUUCCAAUAGCCAGCAAACGUCGGCCAACAAGUAUGGUGAAGGCGGAAGUAAACGUUUGGAGCGAGACCCAGUGGAGAUGGCUCUGCUGAAUGAUCCGGACUAUAUGAAGAUGUAUGGAUUUCCUUUGUUGACUCCAGUUGAUGCAAUUCCAAACUGGCAGCCGUCGCCAACAGACCUCAGGAAAAAGGUAAAAGGCGCGCAAUUUGAAGAAGGCGAGGCAGUAAAGGAAACAGCUUUAAGCUUGCAACCAGAAAUUACAUUGAAAAAUAGAGAUCUAUGGGAAACAACUCACGAAGUCGUCGUUAGUGCUGAAGGAAGGCUGAUGUUUCCUUUUAUUGCGUUGUCUGUCCAACAUCUGGAACCCAAUAGACAGUAUUAUGUCAGCUUGGAAUUGACUCCCGCUUCAAAAUGGCUGCAUGACUAUAUUGAUCACGAGUGGACGCCAAGUAUGGAAGCCUCACAAGACUUCAGGGUCAGCCCAUACCAACAUCCAGAGAACCCAAAGACUGGUCAAGAGUUAGAGUCUGGGAUACUGUUUGACAGGCUGCGUCUCAGUUCAGCAAGACAAGGGAAAAAUGUGCUCAAAGUCCAACUCAGAAGACAGUACUAUCCAACCAUUGUGCUCCGCACUGGUCUUCAGACGUGGCAGUAUCUUCUGAAAGAUGCAAUGUUCAUUACAGUCAGUAUAGACAGAUCCCAAUGCCACCACCAACAAAAAUCUCAAGAUGAAGUCAAUGAGAAUACUUUAAAUCUGAUCAAGUCAGAGGUCAUGUUAAGGUCAUCUCAAAGAAAGCAAACUACAGAUCCUAAAAGAAUGUCUCGCGAGAAUAACAGAAAUGAAAUGGAGCUACAGUAUGAAGAACUCUCCAACAGGGGUCUGCUUAAUGAAGAACGUUUUAUACAAAAGACUAGCCAAGAAAGAGAUUUGACUCUCCAGACUUCCAACUCUACUUGCAGAUCAGCUGGUGUGGAAAUGACAGCUCACGAUCAUGGGCUGUUAGACCUGGAGGUAUCACCUCCCUGCCAGAGCGUUAGGAACUGGCACAUUCCACAUUUUCCUGAGCCUUCCAUCCAAAACAUCCAGCAAUAUUUUUCUGAAACAUCGAAAAAACAUGACGGCGGCGUAUUGCAGUGCACUGCUUCACCUGGAAAGUCCACAGACUAUAGAAUAUUUCAACUGAAUCAGUUCCUUUCAGGAAGCUCCAUCAGCUAUGCAUCAACUGCUACUGUGGUAGAAGAGGAUCCUUCUGGACAUAUCAGCAAAGACGUUAGUGCCGUGAACGAUUCCUUUACCACUACCAUCAGUAGCUCAUACGAGAGUAACAAUGAGGACAUAGUGGUCGAUGAUCUGGAUAAAGAUGAAGGUAAAGAUGCUCAGUUUACUAAGCCAUUCCUAUUUCAAGAAAAUCCUGAAGAAAAGCCCGAGACCUCUUCAUUUCUGAGCCAGAGACAAUCAAACAGUAGCAUGGACAGUGGACAUACAGUGGGGGACAUACAUAGACAAGAACGGUGGCAGAUUUCAGAUUCUAACAUUUGUUUGAACAAUAGGUCUCUACAUUCUGUGGGGAACAGCAAACAGAGGUAACAUUUGUUUGAACAAUAGGUCUCUACAUUCUGUGGGGAACAGCAAACAGAGGUAACAUUUGUUUGAACAAUAGGCCUCUACAUUCUGUGGGGAACAGCAAACAGAGGUAACAUUUGUUUGAACAAUAGGCCUCUACAUUCUGUGGGGAACAGCAAACAGAGGUAACUUUUGUUUGAACAAUAGGCCUCUACAUUCUGUGGGGAACAGCAAACAGAUGUAACAUUUGUUUGAACAAUAGGUCUCUACAUUCUGUGGGGAACAGCAAACAGAGGUAACUUUUGUUUGAACAAUAGGCCUCUACAUUCUGUGGGGGACAGCAAACAGAUGUAACAUUUGUUUGAACAAUAGGCCUCUACAUUCUGUGGGGGACAGCAAACAGAUGUAACAUUUGUUUGAACUAUAGGCCUCUACAUUCUGUGGGGGACAGCAAACAGAGGUAUCAAAUCGUUGAUUCUAACAAUGGUCUGUAAGGUUUGCUUUCAAUAUAGGACUAAGCAAUGUCUAUUGAAAUAUUUACAUCACUUAUUGUUUUAUAGAAGACUAAAGUAUUUGUACAGAUGUAAUAAAAAAUGACAGUGAAUUUAUAGAAAAUGUUUGUUGUUUCCAAUAAUUUUGUUAAAACCUAUUUGUUAGAAAAAUUUUAGCAUGAACGAAAGUGGCUUUUUGUUUCCUAAGUAGUUUGUGCCAAGCAAGCAUCAGACAUGAUGUUCAUUCAUUUAACAUAUACCAGAUCUGUUUUUUUUAUUUCAUUUAUUCAUAUAC